Messenger RNA from Rosa rugosa (rugosa rose), 1076 nucleotides. Its product is annotated as cyclic nucleotide-gated ion channel 1-like. The transcript is spliced from 4 exons. Lineage: Eukaryota; Viridiplantae; Streptophyta; Magnoliopsida; Rosales; Rosaceae. The record is from RefSeq and is a predicted model, not a curated record. The coding region runs from base 167 to 919 and encodes 250 amino acids.
ACAAAUGCUGGGAUGGCCUACAUGUCCUUCGUUUGGUUCAGAAUUGGACCACAGAAGUAUUUCAUUGUCCUCUAUAUACUUGUCUUUCCAGUUGGGUUAUCCUACUGUAAAGAUUGAUCUUUUGUACAUAGAAAUUUGAGAUCUCAAAUUUGGGUUCAAACAUUUUAUGUUACAUUAUUUGCAAAUUUCCAGAAUUUCACUUGGUAACCAAGUCUUAGUUAUGGAUAAUUCCCAAGUAGAUGUAGUUGUGGAGAACGGGAAGGAGAAAGCUACAAGAAAUACAGAUUCGAGUAAGAGAUGGCCGACGAUGAAGGAGAUUACAGAUCCUAAGGGGUCUUUCUUUCCCAAGUGGAGAAUGAUAUUUAUAGUGUCAUGUCUGUUUGCUGUACUAUUGGAUCCUUUGUUCCUCUACAUUCCUAUGAUCAAUGAUGAUGCCAAGUGCAUGAGUUUGGAUAGAAACUUGAAGAUAGCAGCUCCUGUCUUCCGAAUGGUCACAGAUGUCUUUUACAUACUGAAUAUUAUUCUUCAAGUUUAUAAAUCCAAGAAAUGGUUAGCUUUCAUCAAUGCAUUUUGGUCAGGAAGUUGCUCAUCUGUAUUAUCGAACUUGAGGAGUAUCUCACCAAGCAUAGCUAAGACGAUGUGGAAGUCAUACAUACUAAUCGAUGUUUUCGCUGUUCUUCCCCUUCCACAGGUAGUAAUUCUCAUCUUCUUUUCAAAAAUGAGGGGCGUGAGAUCUUUGAAUACAAGGAAGCUUCUGAGCUUUCUUGUUUUGGUGCAAUAUGUUCCACGGGUCCUUCGCAUCUACCUAUCGUGCAAGGAACCUAAAAAGUCUUCCAAAGAAGAGAUUGCAACAUGGGUCAAGGGUGUACUCAACUUCUUUAUGUACAUACUUGCCAGUCAUGUACUUGGAGCCUGUUGAUACUUUUUUGCUGUUGAAAGACUCACAAAUUGUUGGCAACAUGCCUGUCAAAAUGAAAAUGGAUGUGUUCCUAGUACUUUUGACUGUCACGAUCACAAUUCAUUGAGAAAUACAACAUUACUGAAUGACUUAUGCCCAGUAGAUCCACCAAAUGGAA